AUGGACGAUACCAGCUGUCCUUCGGAAAACCCUGAGACGUAUGGUCUCGGAAUUCGGCUCGGGUUUUAUCUUCAGUGGCUUGCAGGUGCUUUUGCAGCCGUUCUCCGUGUGAAAGCCGAUGUUGGUCCCAUCCGAUUCGGACUCUUAGCAUUCACCAUUGCCACACUGAUAGCUGUCAUUGUUCAGACGUCCACCUCAGACAUUCCGAUGAUUGACAUAUACGUUCCGAUGCUUCUUUGCUUUGGCUACUUCUACAUGUUUAUCCCUAUAUCUGCCUGGAGGAUCAUCAGCUGCUGCGAUCCAACGUUAGACCCUACCAAAUGGACGCUUGUCAUCGCCAGUGCAGAGUUCGAUAUAACUCAGCAGUCUCUGUUGCUAGCCGUGUCUGGGUUCAAGCUGUGGUUCUGGACAACUAAAGUAUCAUCGGCAAAGAAUCCAGAGUGUCCAGAAUUCGGGUUUCUUUUUUGUCGUGUGAAUCUUAAUGCUCUUGUUCUCAGAGCCAUUAAUAUAGAUCUUGAUGGAUGGAUGACCUGUUUCUGUAUUGUCCGCCUUGUUGCCGCCAUUUCAUGGUUUCUUGAGGGGAAAUUGUGGGUUAUAAUUCCCAUAGGGGGAAUAACUGGAAUACCUGGUGCAGCGCCACAGGGCCUCGGGCAAAUUCCUGUUGACAAACUCAGGUAUUUGGUUUGGGUAGGUGCGUUUAGGUUGUUCACGUCAGUUGUGGUCAUAGCCGCGACAGAACUCACGAUACAAUGGAACCCCCACAGAGGGAUGUCGAUAAGGCCUGCAGAGUAUCCGCUAGCCCACACCAGGAGGCAGGGUGAGGAAAUGCAUCUUUACACCUGGCGGGACCAGCGGGCCCCUGGAGUCCAGGACUGGUAUCUCGACAAUGCCGCGAGAGUUUUUAAGGACUUCAUGCCCUAG
This is a messenger RNA of Penicillium samsonianum, 921 nucleotides long. RefSeq lists its product as uncharacterized. The record is from RefSeq and is a predicted model, not a curated record. The transcript is spliced from 3 exons. Bases 1 to 921 code for a protein of 306 amino acids. Lineage: Eukaryota; Fungi; Ascomycota; Eurotiomycetes; Eurotiales; Aspergillaceae.